This is a messenger RNA of Peronospora belbahrii, 870 nucleotides long. The record is from the annotation of a GenBank genome assembly. Lineage: Eukaryota; Oomycota; Peronosporomycetes; Peronosporales; Peronosporaceae.
AUGGGAGCAGUUUUGUGUACAUGUGGUGAUCGAGAGGAUAGUGAGUUUAAUGGUCUACGUUAUGAUCGAUUAGGUCAUGUAAAAGCGGGUCGUGUGGCUGCUGUUAUGGGCAAAUACGGUGCUUUUCCACCUAAAUACCAACAUUUACAGCAUCCAGAAUAUAGUUCAUUAUUGCUUAGUCGUGGUGAGACCUAUGUACUUUCGGAUGACGUAAGCAAUGAAGGAUAUAGUAGGCACUCUGGUCAUGCACAGGCAUAUGCUGAUGCCUUUCGAGCCAAGUUACAAGAGCCACCGCUUAGUCCACGUAGUAAAUUUAAACUACUGAGCUCACGGAUUCCUACAGACAAUAGUAUAACACCUACGGAAAGUAGUGUUGAUUCAGGAAGUAAUGGUGAAGAAAUAACAACAACAACCGAAGGAGGAGGAGCAGGAGGAGUGACUGUGUUUGAUACAAUGGAGCAACGACAAAAACGUCAUCAAGUGUGGAAUUCCUACUCCUUUCAAGAUGAAAUCGGCAACAGAUUGAUUGAUGACGAUGAUGAGUCAGUGACAGAAGAAGAUUGGAAACAACGAGCAAAUCCACUUGUCACAAUUAUUGUGCCACCUGGACCUUGUGGACUUGUGCUACAAGUAGUUCGUGACGAUUCGGGUGCACCUGUUGUGGACGGAUUUGUUCGGAAAUAUGAUGGUAGGAAGAGCACUAUUGAGAAUAGUGGUCUUGUUAAAAAAGGCAGUGCAUUGUGUGCAAUCAAUGACAUUGACGUGACGCGCAUGCCACUCAAGGAGGUUAUUCGCACACUGAACUUGUCGUCACACCUCGAGCGGACCUUCACGUUUCGUAACGGUUUCCAGCACCGCAAUUCCAUGUAA